This is a messenger RNA of Cynocephalus volans (Philippine flying lemur), 1440 nucleotides long. It is a transcript of the gene RHBDL1, whose product is annotated as rhomboid like 1. The transcript has 8 exons. Gene Ontology annotation, cellular component: membrane. The record is from RefSeq and is a predicted model, not a curated record. Gene Ontology annotation, molecular function: serine-type endopeptidase activity. Bases 100 to 1311 code for a protein of 403 amino acids. NCBI's taxonomy places the organism in Eukaryota, Metazoa, Chordata, Mammalia, Dermoptera, Cynocephalidae.
AGCGGAGCAGGCGGAGCGGACCGGCCGGGGCGGAGCGGAGCAGUCCGCAGAGCAGCCCCUCCCGGCCGCGGCCGCCGACCCCGGCCCCGGCCCGGCCCUAUGGACAGGAGCUCGCUGCUGCAGCUCAUCCAGGAGCAGCCCUAUGGUCUGGGGGUGGGGCCUGCCCUCAGGCCUUGGCCAGCGGCUCCCCAACCCCAGCAGCUGGACCCUGAGAACACAGGCUUCAUCGGUGCAGACACCUUCACUGGCCUGGUGCACAGCCAUGAGCUGCCCCUGGACCCAGCCAAGUUGGACAUGUUGGUGGCCCUGGCCCAGAGCAACGAGCGGGGCCAGGUCUGCUACCAGGAGCUGGUGGACCUGGUCAGUGCCAUGAUCAGCAGCAAGCGCUCCAGCAGCUUCAAGCGGGCCAUUGCUAAUGGACAGCGGGCGCUGCCCCGGGACGGGCUGCUGGACGAGCCGGGCCUGGGUGUCUACAAGCGGUUCGUGCGCUAUGUGGCCUACGAGAUCUUGCCCUGUGAAGUGGACCGCCGCUGGUACUUCUACCGGCACCGCAGCUGCCCACCCCCUGUGUUCAUGGCCUCGGUCACCCUCGCCCAGAUCAUCGUGUUCCUGUGCUAUGGGGCUCGCCUCAACAAGUGGGUGCUGCAGACCUACCACCCCGAGUACAUGAAGAGCCCCCUCGUGUACCACCCUGGGCACCGUGCUCGGGCCUGGCGCUUCCUCACCUACAUGUUCAUGCAUGUCGGGCUGGAGCAGCUGGGGUUCAAUGCCCUCCUGCAGCUGAUGAUCGGGGUGCCCCUGGAGAUGGUGCACGGCGUGCUUCGCAUCAGCCUGCUCUACCUGGCAGGUGUGCUCGCAGGCUCCCUGACCGUCUCCAUUACCGACAUGAGGGCCCCUGUGGUAGGGGGCUCCGGUGGGGUCUAUGCCCUGUGCUCUGCACACCUGGCCAACGUUGUCAUGAACUGGGCUGGGAUGAGAUGCCCCUACAAGUUGCUGAGGAUGGUGCUGGCCCUUGUGUGCACUAUGAGGAGCGCCUGCGGGACCAGUGUGGCUGGUGGGUGGUGUUGCUGGCAUACGGCACCUUCCUGUUGUUCGCCAUCUUCUGGAACAUCUUUGCCUACGACCUGCUGGGUGCCCACAUCCCCCCACCACCCUGACUGCCUCCUCUGGGCCACUGGGGUCAGGGCCAGCCGCCCACUGGGCCUGCAUGUCUGCCCUCCAUGGAGAGACGUCUCAGGGCUGCUUCUCCCCAUGGGGGCGGGUGGCCCCUGUGGUCCACUGAGUUCAGGCCAAGCCUUACUCCAGCCCUGACAACCCCUCCCAGGGCUGCUGGGCCAGGGUUGGGUAAGUUGCCCCAGAGGAGACCUUGCCCUGCCCACCCCACCUCCAGGACUUGCGGUCUGAGCCUUUUUGGAGAAUGAAUAAAUAUUUUACGUGGCA